Molecule: messenger RNA, 456 nt
Organism: Colletotrichum truncatum
Lineage: Eukaryota; Fungi; Ascomycota; Sordariomycetes; Glomerellales; Glomerellaceae
Source: RefSeq, a predicted model, not a curated record
AUGGAGCUCUCCGAUACCUUCCGUAUUGUUAACCUUGCCACCGCGACCAUCAUGGUCCUGGGUGGCAUCGCCCAAUUCUUCAACUUUAGCUUGUACGUUGCCCUCUCACUUUUCGCCGUCCCCGCCGGACUUCCUUGCCCAGCCGCCCCUCGCCACCAGGGCAUUAUUAUUGGCGCCUACGUCAUCAUCUUUGGUCUCUGCACCGCUCUGCUCGAGUUCCAAAUCCCUCCCCAGGUCUCCCGCUACGCGUCCUUCCUCUUCUCCUUCGUCGGCCGUGGUGUCUUCUACAUCUUCAUCGGCUCCAUCCUCCUCUCCGACGGCAUUUUCAAGAUCAUUGCUGGCUCCCUUAUCGGCAUUAUCGGCGUAGCCUACGUCGUCCUCGAGUUCGUCCCCCAGAUCGAGCCGCCAGCCAACAUGCGCGAGGCCGAUGGUGGCUGGGGAGCAGAGCAGGUGUAA